CACUGCCUGUUGACUGAAGUGUUCUUGCAGGGGUGUAUGUGAUGAGCAUAUCUGUGAUAUGUGGUGGUGUACUGGAAAUUUUUCAUUUUGCUUACAUGUAUCAUAUGAUUUGUUGGUUUGCCCAGUGGAUACUAUUCACUGGGCUACGGAUGAGUGACCAGAGGCCACUCCUUUCCCAUUGUUCAAAUGCACUCUGCAGAAAUCAACCAGACACGGUGCAAGUGCAAACCUUCAUUCACUAAAAGGAACUUUAAGAACGGGAAGAGUCCAAUACUGGAUGCUCCGAUCAUCAGUUCUCCAUCUCAGUUGACCGAUCCAAAUGGAGCCAGCGAGUAACCCAGAGAGGAAUCCGCUACGAGAUGACAACAAUCCAAAUUGUGAUCCAGCAAAGUUUAACAAGAGGGGCGAGUGGGCCAACAAGAGGGAGUUCAUCUUGGCAGUAGUCGGAGAAAUCAUUGGCCUGGGCAAUGUUUGGAGAUUUCCAUAUCUGUGCUUUAAAAAUGGAGGAGGAGCUUUCUUGGUUCCUUAUGUUUUGAUCCUGUUCACCUGUGGAAUCCCCAUCUUCUUUCUGGAGGUAUCUCUGGGACAGUUAACUCGUCAGGGUGGAGUCACUUGUUGGAGGAAAAUUUGUCCUUUAUUUGAAGGCUUAGGCUACGGUGGCCAAUUGAUUAUGCUAUACACUGUGAUGUAUUACAUCGUCAUCCUGGCUUGGGCCUUCCUCUACCUCUUCUCCUCCUUCCACACUGUACUCCCCUGGGCCAGCUGCAACAACACCUGGAACACAGAGAACUGUGUCGAUACUCGACUGAAUCGUUCAUCAAAUGGCCACAUUUCUCCGAAUGCAACCUCUUCAGUUGAAGAAUUCUGGCAGAGGAGAAUCCUGGGUUUGUCUGAAGGUAUUGAAGAAAUAGGAAGUAUCCAAUGGGAUCUGGCUGGAUGUCUUCUGCUGAGCUGGAUUGUUUGUUAUUUCUGCAUCUGGAAAGGAGUCAAGUCCUCUGGAAAGGUUGUCUACUUCACUGCCACAUUUCCGUAUGUAAUGAUGAUCGCUUUGCUGAUCCGAGGUGUGACGUUGCCAGGAGCCACAGAUGGCAUUCGGUUUUACCUCUCUCCUGAUCCAACACGUCUGGCUGAUCCUCAGGUAUGGAUGGAUGCUGGGAGUCAGAUAUUAUUCUCCUAUGCUGUCUGCACAGGCUGCUUGGCGUCUUUGGGAAGCUACAACAAAUACAACAACAACUGCUACAAAGAUGCAUUUGCGCUGUGCCUGUUGAACAGUAUGACAAGCAUUGUCGCUGGAUUUGCAGUAUUCUCUGUCCUGGGCUUCAUGUCUUAUGAGCUGGGUGUCAACAUCUCAACAGUGGCUGCAUCAGGUCCUGGGCUGGCUUUUAUUGCCUACCCUCGGGCUGUAUCCCUGAUGCCUUUACCCCAGGUUUGGGCUGCAUUCUUCUUCAUUAUGAUAAUAUUCCUUGGACUGGACAGUGAGUUUGUGUAUUUGGAAGGCAUGGUCACAUCCAUAUCAGACAUGUACCCAUCCUUCUUUCUCACUGGUCAUCGACGUAAACUCCUUCUUUUAGUCAUCUGUGCCGUGUCCUUACUCAUCGGUCUCUGUAUGGUCACUGAAGGGGGACUUUAUGUGUUUCAGCUUUUUGACUACUAUGCCUGCAGUGGAAUCCCAUUGAUUGUUUUUGCAAUAUUGGAAUCCAUUUGUAUAGGAUGGAUAUAUGGUGCUGAUCGCUACUACAAUGAUAUUACAGACAUGAUUGGCUACCGCCCCAUGCCCUAUAUGAAGUACUGUUGGAUGUUCAUUACUCCGUGUGUAUUUACAGGCAUCUUGCUCUUCUCUCUGGUCAAAUUCACCGCUCUGAGGUACAACAACACCUACCAGUACCCCUGGUGGGGCCACACGCUCGGGCUAUUACUCGCUUUCUCUUCAGUGCUCAUGGCACCACUGUGGUUUCUCUACAGCAUGGCUGUAACUCCAGGAACAGUGAGACAGAGACUGAAAGUGACGACCACUCCAUUCGAUUUUCAGAGCACCGCUGAAGAAACUCGCAACUCUGAAACAUGUCCCUCCUACAAAGAACAUGAACUGUGUGCUUUGAACAUGACUGACACAAAUUAUAUCUGACUACAACUACAGGUGCAUCUCAAUACAUUAGAAUAUGAUGGAAAAGUCAAUUUCCAGUAGUCAAAAGUCAAAUAGCCCCAACCAAGUAUUGAGUGCAUAUAGAUUUCAGAGGCCAACAUUUCCAUAUUAAACAUACUUUUUAAAAUGAGUCUUUUGUAUUAUUAAUUUUUUUAGAGACA
Messenger RNA from Centropristis striata (black sea bass), 2304 nucleotides. Its product is annotated as sodium- and chloride-dependent GABA transporter 2-like. NCBI's taxonomy places the organism in Eukaryota, Metazoa, Chordata, Actinopteri, Perciformes, Serranidae. The record is from RefSeq and is a predicted model, not a curated record. The coding region runs from base 320 to 2125 and encodes 601 amino acids. Gene Ontology annotation, biological process: sodium ion transmembrane transport. Gene Ontology annotation, cellular component: membrane. The transcript is spliced from 15 exons.